AUGAAGAACUUAUCUCUGUGGGACGUAUCAGUAAAAGAUCUCAAUUUGCAUUCAGAAGGAAAAUUAAUCGUUUGCAGUGGUCAUAAUGAAGACAGUUCUUGUAACGAAUUAUUUGUUUGUACACAUAACCUUAGUGUGAUUAACUUCAAUGAGAAUGGAGAAUUAAAAUGGAGUAAAGAUUUAUCAGAAAUCGUAUCUCCAAAUAAUAAUCCUGUAAAUAUCACGUUACUUACUCUGACUAAUGCUUUGUGCGUGGGACUUGCAAAUGGAGAGCUUAUUUCCAUUUCUGAUGGAGGCAAAACCUGCGACCCGACGGGAACUUGCGACAAUGGAUUAUUGGCUAUGGAGUGGAGUCCUGAUCAGGAAUUAUUGGUGUUAGUUACAAAAGACAUGAACAUGAUUUUAAUGAACAUGUUUGAUCCCAUCAAUGAGGUGAAUUUAUUAAAAGAUGAUUUUGGAGAGAAAGAGUUUAUCACUGUAGGCUGGGGGAAAAAGGAGACACAGUUUCAUGGGUCAGCUGGUAAACAGGCAAGAGUGAAGAGUGAAGUUACUGCAGAUGAAACUUUACUGGAUGAGAGAGUUAUUAUAUCAUGGCGGGGUGAUGGUAACUUGUAUGCAGUUGGCUUCACUAUAGAUGGAAUCAGAAGAUUCAAGGUAUUUGAUAAAGAAGGACACUUACAAUAUACAAGUGAAAAACAGCAAGGCUUAGAAGCAAAUUUGUCAUGGAGGCCAAGUGGCAACCUCCUUGCUACCACACAGAAAUUGAACAACAAAUAUAUGGUCUCUUUCUUUGAAAAGAAUGGACUUAAACAUGGAGAGUUUGAUAUACCUGUCAAUUCUACCACAUCAAUAGAAGAUAUUGCUUGGAGUUAUGAUUCUGAAAUACUCACUCUACAGUGUAGAGACACAGAGACAAAUACACAGACUUUAUUACUCUAUACCACAGGGAAUUAUCACUGGUAUCUGAAGCAGACUUUAGAAUUCAAAAGUGACCAGAAAAUAAACAAAGUGAUGUGGGAUAAUGAUUUUGAUAUUGUAAAUAAUAAGAAACUACAUGUAUUUUUGCAAAAUGGGAAGCACCUCUCAUAUACUUGGAUAUGGAAUGUGGAUCACAGUAGAGGCAAUGGAGAUGAUGAUGAUGCUGUAGUUGGUGUUAUAGAUGGCAAGAAAGUUUUGCUCACUGGCUUCAGACAAACUGUAGUACCUCCUCCUAUGUGUUCAUCUGAAAUAAACCUAAAUGCAAAUGUCACUUCUAUUGUCUUUGCCCCACAAUGUACAGAAAUCAGUCCAAAUUCUUUCUUUGUUUACACCACAGAUAAUAAAUUAGUAUUUUACAAACACACAAAUAGAUUUCCACUUCAAUAUGAACUGUUCAAAACAGUUGAAGUUGAAAAGGUUGAAUAUGCUUUCCAAUGUUAUAACUGGUUUUGGGUGAAUGCUGACACAGUAAUUUGUGUCAUGGUAGAUGAUAAUACCUACAGCAUAGUUGAAUACAGAAUAGGAAUUGAUAAAAUUGAAAACAAAAAUUCUAGUUCAUUGCCUGCAUCUAUAACAAUGAUUCAAACACAUCCCAUAGAGAAUAAUUCAUUAUUUUUGCAACUACAGAAUGGAGAUAUAAUUCUUUAUAAUUUAGGAGGAGAUAUUGACAUUCAAGAUUUUUCUUUUGGUGUCUCAUGUCCUAAAUUUAAAGUGUUUUUAUUAAAAAAUGAUUUAUAUUUUAUAGGUCUGUCUCACAAAGGUCAGUUAUAUAUCAAUGACCAAAUGGUAAUGAACAAUGUCAGCUCAUACUAUUUACACACCCAUUUUCUUCUGCUCACUACCUUGCAACAUGUAUUACUUUGUGUAGAAUUAACAAAAGAUGGUAUUGAUGCCAUUUCUGAAUAUCAGAAAACCCAAUCCAAUAAUGUUUAUAAAAGAAAGAUAGAGAGGGGGGCAAAAUUAGUGAUUGCUGUACCUAAUGAUACAAGAACAGUGUUUCAACUACCUAGAGGAAAUCUAGAAACAAUUCAACCAAGACCUUUAUCACUUAAAAUUAUAGGAGAAUUUCUUGAUAAACUGCAAUAUCAUGAAGCAUUUGAUCUGAUGAGAAAACAGCGAAUCAAUUUAAAUCUCAUUUAUGAUCACAACCCACAAAAAUUCAUUAGCAAUAUUGACACUUUUUUGGAAUCGGUCAAAAAUAACUCAUGGUUGAAUCUCUUUUUAUCUGACUUAGAAAAUGUAGAUGUGACAAAAACAAUGUAUGCCAGUAGUUAUGUAGCAACAUCAGAAAUGCUUUUGCCAGUUGUGAAUUCUGAUUCUAAAAUUAAAACAAUAUGUACAAUCGUUAAGGAACAUUUAGAAAAGCGAUCAGAUAGAGAUACCAAGAUACUACCCAUACUAACCUCUUUUGUUAAAAAAAAUACAGUUGAAGAUUUGGAAAAGGCUCUCUUAAUUAUUAAGAAACUAAAGCUUCAAGAAUCAUCUGGUUCAAAGUUAGCUGUUGGUUCAGAUGAAGCAUUAAAGUAUUUGCUGUAUAUGGUUGAUGUGAACAAUCUCUUUGAUGUAGCACUUGGAAUGUAUGAUUUUGACUUAGUUCUUCUAAUUGCUAAUAAAUCACAGAAAGAUCCUAAGGAAUAUGUUCCAAUGCUGGACGAAUUAAAUGAAAUGGAAGAAAAUUACAAGAGGUUUACAAUCAACAAACAUUUAAAGAGGUUUGACAGGGCAGUCGAAAGUCUUGUUCUGUGUGGUCCUAGCAGACAUAAUGAACUUAAAACUUUCGUGAAAUAUCACAGCCUAUAUAGAGAAGCUUUGGCACUAUUUUCGCCAAGUGAUAAGAUAUUUAAAGAAAUAGCCGACGAUUUUGGUUCGUAUUUAAAACUAAAGAAACAGUAUACAGAAGCUGGUAUAAUAUAUGAAACAGCUAAUAAUGUAGAUAAGGCUAUUGAAUGUUACAAAGAUGCUUUGGAGUGGGAGCUGGCUGUGAGUUUGGCAAUCACAUGGCCAAAAGAACAAUUUAAGAAUUUAUGUUGGGAUUUAAUAGAAUUGUUAAAGGAAGAAAAACGCCACAAAGAAUGCCUUUCUAUCUUAGAGCAAUAUUAUGGUAAUCAUGAAGAAGUUAUUUCAUAUGCCACUGAGUUUGGACAGUAUAAGACGGCGCUCAGGGUAUGUUCUCAAUACAAAAGACCUGAUUUAAAAGAAAAGAAAGUACUACCAGCAUUACUAGAAGAUUAUGAUAACUUAAACGAAUUAAUAACAACCAAUUUGGCAACUUUUGUAAAGCAUCGAGAACGGUUACAAGUUGUAAGAUCUAAUAAAAUUAAAAACCCUGUUGACACAAUUGAUUUCUACACAAACAAAGACAGUGAUUUAUACUCUGAUGCAGGGAGUACACUAGCUUCCUCUUCAAGGGGAUCAAGCCGAUCAUUUCGCUCAAGUAAAAACAGAAGAAAACACGAACGUAAAGUUGCUUCGCUCAAAGAAGGUUCGCAAUAUGAAGAUGUUGCGCUGGUGAUGGCUCUGCACACUCUGGUCUGUUCUACAUUCGAUUUGAGGUUACUUGUGAAAGAGAUUGUCAUAGCUCUGACUUACUUUUACAAGGAUAAGGAAGCAUAUAUUUUGCAGACAUCAUUGGAGAAAACAUUAAAAGAAAUGAAGGACAGCUUCAAAGACAUCUGGACAAACGAAUUAGUAUUAGAAGCGACUAAUGCUAGCAUAGCUGCCCUGAAUGUUCCAGAGGGACAAAGUGUAAUACCACAGGGUAUUGCCACACUUGAACCACACAUCAGAAUAGCACCAGUGAUUGCAGAAGUCAGUUGGAAACUUGAGGGCCUUGAUUAA
Messenger RNA from Arctia plantaginis, 3816 nucleotides. NCBI's taxonomy places the organism in Eukaryota, Metazoa, Arthropoda, Insecta, Lepidoptera, Erebidae. The record is from the annotation of a GenBank genome assembly.